Messenger RNA from Prionailurus viverrinus (fishing cat), 1699 nucleotides. It is a transcript of the gene SDCBP, whose product is annotated as syndecan binding protein. Gene Ontology annotation, molecular function: syndecan binding. Gene Ontology annotation, biological process: positive regulation of transforming growth factor beta receptor signaling pathway. The record is from RefSeq and is a predicted model, not a curated record. Gene Ontology annotation, cellular component: cytoplasm; plasma membrane. Bases 169 to 1065 code for a protein of 298 amino acids. NCBI's taxonomy places the organism in Eukaryota, Metazoa, Chordata, Mammalia, Carnivora, Felidae. The transcript is spliced from 9 exons.
AAGGCGGGGGCGGCACCGUGACGCGCCUCGCGGGCGGUCCUCGGGCGCGCGCCGCUCUUCUCUCUUCGGGUCUCGGAAGUCGGUGCCAGUUACCGAGGCGGCAGCGGCGGCGGCGGCGGCGGCGGCGGCGGCGAGCGAGUCCUUGUGGCCUAGAAAAAUCCUGCGAAAAUGUCUCUGUACCCAUCUCUUGAAGACCUGAAGGUAGACAAAGUUAUUCAGGCUCAAGCUGCCUUUUCUGCCAACCCUGCCAACCCAGCAAUUUUGUCUGAGGCUUCAGCUCCCAUUUCUCAAGAUGGAAAUCUCUAUCCUAAACUGUAUCCGGAGCUCUCUCAGUACAUGGGGCUGAGUUUAAAUGAAGAAGAAGUCCGUGCAAAUAUGGCCUUGGUCCCUGGAGCAUCAGUUCAGGGGCAGCUGGUAGCACGACCUUCCAGUAUGAACUAUAUGGUGGCUCCUGUAACUGGUAAUGACGUUGGAAUUCGUAGAGCAGAAAUUAAGCAAGGGAUUCGUGAAGUCAUUUUGUGUAAGGAUCAAGAUGGAAAGAUUGGGCUCAGGCUUAAAUCAAUAGAUAAUGGUAUAUUUGUUCAGCUGGUCCAGGCAAAUUCUCCAGCCUCUUUGGUUGGUCUGAGAUUUGGGGACCAGGUACUCCAGAUCAACGGGGAAAACUGUGCAGGUUGGAGCUCCGAUAAGGCACAUAAGGUGCUGAAACAGGCUUUUGGAGAGAAGAUUACUAUGACUGUUCGUGACCGGCCCUUUGAACGGACGAUUACCAUGCAUAAGGAUAGUACCGGACAUGUUGGGUUUAUCUUUAAAAAUGGAAAGAUAACAUCCAUAGUGAAAGACAGUUCUGCAGCCAGAAAUGGCCUUCUCACAGAGCACAACAUCUGUGAAGUCAACGGGCAGAAUGUCAUUGGGCUGAAGGACUCUCAAAUUGCAGACAUACUGUCAACAUCUGAGUCUGUAGUUACUAUUACGAUCAUGCCUGCUUUUAUCUUUGAACAUAUUAUCAAACGGAUGGCCCCAAGCAUUAUGAAAAGCCUGAUGGAUCACACCAUUCCUGAAGUUUAAACGUCAUGGCACAAUGGAAACUUCACUGAACUUCUCCAGUUUACUUCUUGGGCAACUUAACUUUAUAUUAUGCACAUGAAGCUUUCUAGGAGCCAGAGAGCAUAUGCUGCAUGAAGACCUUUCUAUCUUACAUUAUGGCUGGGAAUCUUAACUGUUUUGAUCGGAUAUCUCCUCCCACUUCAAGAUCGUUGUAGCCUUAUCCUGGUUUUACAGAUGUGAAACUUUGGACAGAUUUACUGAUUUUCAUAGAGUAGUUUCUCUACUGGAAACUCGAUGCUUUUACAAGCCAUUAUGAUUAGAAUGACUGAUACAGGCUUAGCUCUGUGUUAGAACGAAUCACCUUUAUCCUGUAUAUCAAGUAGUGCUGCUCACGUUACUUUAGUUCUGUGGUAUAAUUGCCUUUUUAAUGUGUUACCAUAGUAUGUGUAGAAUGAUCGCUUUUGAUGGUUUUUUAGUUCUGCGUGCGUGAGUCAAACACCAAUUAAGAACACUGGUUUCAUUCCGUGUAAGCAUUAUACAGUGUAGGUUGCAAGAGACUGUGUUGAUCAUCAUUAAAUUGUAACUACCUUUACUCUAUAUGCUUGAACUGUCGCCUUAACUGUGUUAAGCAUCUAGAAUAAAAGCCAAAAUAGAA